AUGAGUAGCACUUCGACGCCAAAACGUAAAAAUUCAUCAUUAUCAUGUGGGGGUGAUGGUGGCAAAAAGCCAAAGCGUAGCCGGUUAUUAUUACCUAUGGAAGAAGCUGAUCAAAGAGGUAACGCGGAAGGAGGAGAAGGUACUCCAAAGGAAGGUAGCCGGUCAUUAUUAUCGGGAGAUAACGGGGGAGGAGGAGAAGUUGCUCUGAAGAAAGGUCCGUGGACAAGGGAAGAGGAUGAAAUUUUGGUAGAUCAUAUUAAGAAGUAUGGAGAGGGAAAGUGGAAGGCAGUCCAGAAGAAUUCAGGACUUGCUCGCGAUGGGAAAAGCUGUCGUCUACGAUGGUCGAAUCACUUGAGGUCAGGACUGAAAAGGGGUGCAUUUACUGCUGAAGAAAAACACAAAAUCCUUGAGUUCCACUUUCUGAAGGGAAGCAAGUGGACUCAAAUGGCUGCAUUGUUGCCGGGACGUACCGAUAACGAGAUAAAGAACUUUUGGAACGCAAGAUAUAGGAAACGGCAACGAGCAGGCUUACCAAUCUAUCCUAACGAGAUAACAUCUAAAUAUUCGUUUAAUGGAAGUCAAGAAAGUGCUGACACAUUGGCAAAUGAACCCAGCCAGCAUGAUGAAACAGAAAACUUCAACUUGGAUAUAACUGACUUGGACCUUAAAUAUUUCAAAUUCCACCCAGAUAUGUUGCCGUCAUAUUUUGACACACAAGAUUACAAACCAAUAAGUGACUUGGUUGGACGGUGCUCAGAUUCGUCUCAUAAUACCUUACCCAUGCAUAGAGCAGCAGUAGUGCGGCGCAGAUAUUUGAACAGUAGCAGUAGUGCUGCUGUCCUGGAAGUAUUUGAUCAGUAUGGCAAAUAUCCUAUAUUGUCUACUCCAUGUGAUCCGAUUCUUAACACAUGCCUUCUUCAUGGAUAUGAUAAUCCUAUAACUGGUUUUCAUGCCGCGUCAAAUAUCUCUUCUUCUGAGCCCAUAUAUGGGUCCAUGAGUUUUGAGCUCCCUUCAUUCCAAAACUCACAGACUCAACAGUGUACCUGGAGCGGCAUGUAUGUGCCGCCACUUACCUCAUUUGAGUCUGCUGACACGCUGGUUCACGCUCCUCUGAUUGAGCCUUGUCCGUCCGUUCCAGUUUCUUCGGAUUGCAGUCAUUUAAUUGAUUCAUCAGUAUACUACAAUUCAGAUCAAAAUUUGCAAGGCGCAAGUAUUGAUUCAUUGCAAGCAAAUACUGAUAGCACAGCUCCCAAUGAAGCAGACAUUAGUACACAAUGGAAUGGAAGCAACUUCUUAAGAUGGACCCGCCCCGAAAUUGAAACCACUCAGAAUUAUGAUAUUUACGGCGGUGCAUUUAAUGAUCAGCUUCCAGCUUAUUGUUCUUUUGGCGAAGAAGAUAAUUUGAAUCAGAAAGAGUUGGCGCUUCCAGAUGCUGUGCUUGACUCUGGCUGGCAUUGA
Molecule: messenger RNA, 1458 nt
Organism: Vicia villosa (hairy vetch)
Lineage: Eukaryota; Viridiplantae; Streptophyta; Magnoliopsida; Fabales; Fabaceae
Product: transcription factor GAMYB-like
Exons: 3
Coding region: 1-1458 (485 amino acids)
Source: RefSeq, a predicted model, not a curated record